Messenger RNA from Pteropus alecto (black flying fox), 1049 nucleotides. It is a transcript of the gene PIGP, whose product is annotated as phosphatidylinositol glycan anchor biosynthesis class P. The record is from RefSeq and is a predicted model, not a curated record. Gene Ontology annotation, biological process: GPI anchor biosynthetic process. Bases 437 to 838 code for a protein of 133 amino acids. Lineage: Eukaryota; Metazoa; Chordata; Mammalia; Chiroptera; Pteropodidae. Gene Ontology annotation, molecular function: phosphatidylinositol N-acetylglucosaminyltransferase activity. The transcript is spliced from 5 exons.
GACGCCCAUACUGUCUCCAGGAAGAACCCGCACGGAUACAAAGAAGCCAGGAGACGACACACGGGCGCGUGCCCGUGCGCUCGGGCCGGGAGACCCCUCGCCUAGCAGGGGUGUCAGCCACAAGACCAGAAUGUGCGAGCGGCUAGGGAAGCCGCACACAAAGGGGCUAUCCCCCCACCGUCGCACAGACACCCCGAGGGGCCCACGCUUGCAGAAGGGGGACACCGGACAAAGGGGACACACCCACUGAGGCCGACAAAGGCGGCCACACCCCCCCAGCGCGCCGGCAUCCCGACCCACGCUGACACACCGCGGGCACCACAGGAGACGCACACACAUCCACACUCACCACACACCCACGGAGGGGGUGUGGAGGGCCCCUCUCCCCGGGCAUCUCGGCUGCAGCGCGACAAGAUUGUCUAAAGCCACAGGGAAAAUGGUGGAAAAUUCACCGUCGCCAUUGCCAGAAAGAGCGAUUUAUGGCUUUGUUCUUUUCUUAAGCUCCCAAUUUGGCUUCAUGUUGUAUCUCGUGUGGGCUUUUAUUCCUGAAUCUUGGCUAAACUCCUUAGGCUUGACCUAUUGGCCUCAAAAGUACUGGGCAGUCGCAUUGCCUGUCUACCUCCUCAUUACUGUAGUCAUCGGGUAUGUGCUCCUGUUUGGAAUCAACAUGAUGAGUACCUCUCCACUCAACUCCAUUCAUACAAUCACAGAUAACUAUGCUAAAAAUCAACAGCAGAAGAAAUACCAAGAAGAGGCCAUCCCAGCAUUAAGGGAUAUUUCUAUCAGCGAAGUAAACCAAAUGUUCUUUCUUGCAGCCAAUGAACUUUACACCAACUGAAUUGUAUGUAGACUAACAUCAAACAUUUAUUAUAAGUUUUUGACAUAACAGUUUGACCAUAAUUAUCUCUCUUAUGAAUACUUACUCUUGAAAUACUUUAAAAAAUGUAAGUUGAACUUGUCUUAGAUUAAGUUCUAUUUAUAUUGUAAAUGUUCUCAAAUAUUAGUUAUUUAUGGACAGAAUAAAUAAAGCACUGCAUUACCAUAAAGCA